AGGAAACAAACAUCCAGGAACCUCCAGUCUUGGAAUCUCCACAAGUGGAGGGGGGGAAAUCAGAACAAUGUCAAAAUUAGUAGAGUGUGUCCCCAAUUUUUCUGAAGGCAACAACAAAGAGGUGAUAGAUGAUAUUGGUGCAGCAAUCUCUCAGACAGCGGGCUGUAUGCUCCUGGAUGUAGAUUCUGGCCCUUCCACUAAUCGGACAGUUUAUACCUUUGUUGGGAGGCCUGAAGAUGUCGUUGAGGGUGCACUGAAUGCGGCCAGAACAGCUUUUCAGCUAAUUGACAUGUCAAAACAUAAAGGUGAACAUCCCCGGAUGGGAGCUCUGGAUGUGUGCCCUUUCAUCCCAGUGAGGAACGUCACUAUGGAAGACUGUGUUCACUGCGCCAAUCUUUUUGGGAAGCGUUUGGCAGAUGAACUUCAUGUCCCUGUGUAUUUGUAUGGCGAAGCAGCUUUGAAGGAGAGCAGAAGGUCCUUGCCAGCCAUCCGAACAGGAGAAUAUGAAGCCCUCCCUGAGAAACUCAAAAAGGUAGAAUGGGCUCCUGAUUUUGGCUCUGCAGAUUUUGUUCCAAGGUGGGGAGCAACAGUAACAGGUGCCCGGAAAUUCCUCAUAGCAUACAACAUCAACAUGCUGUGCACGAAAGAGCUGGCACACAGGAUAGCACUUAACAUUCGGGAGCAGGGCCGUGGAAAAGAACAGCCUGGGCGGUUGAAGCAGGUUCAAGGAAUAGGCUGGUAUUUGGAUGAGGAAAAUAUUGCUCAAGUGUCUACAAAUCUCUUGGACUUUGAAACCACUCCCCUCCACACAGUCUAUGAGGAAGUCUGCAUUGAUGCUCAGGCUCUGAAUCUGCCAGUGGUGGGAUCUCAGCUCGUGGGUCUGGUCCCCAAAAAGGCCUUGUUGGAUGCAGCGGAAUUUUAUAUUAACAAAGAAAAUCUCUUCGUCCUUGAGGAGGAACAUAAAAUCAGACUGGUGGUCAACCGAUUGGGGCUCGACUCUUUGUCUUCAUUCAAUCCCAAGGAGCGCAUAAUUGAGGACAUGCUGCAAGAGGGCAAAGAGAGCGGCAGCCUGACGUCUCUGCCUCUUCACAACUUUGUGCAGAAAGUUGGCGCAAGGUCAGCUGCUCCUGGAGGAGGAUCAGUAGCAGCAGCAAUGUCAUCUCUGGGGGCAGCACUGGGCUGUAUGGUGGGGCUGCUGACAUAUGGAAAGCGUCAGUUUGAGGAACUGGACCCAGUGAUGAGGCAAUUAAUACCUCCAUUUCAUCAGGCCAUGAAUGAGUUGGUAGUCAUGGUGGAUGCAGAUGCUUUGGCUUUCAGCAGCUACAUGGAUGCCAUGAAACUUCCUAAGAACACACCUGAGGAGAAAGAAAGGCGCACAGCAGCAAUGCAGGUGGGCCUGAAAAAUGCAGUUGGCGCCCCCCUCUCUCUGGCAGAAAAAGUCCACUCUUUAUGGCCCUUUUUAAAAGAAAUGGCUCAGCAUGGAAACCUAGCCUGCAAAUCAGAUAUUCAGGUGGCAGCUAAAGCUUUAGAAGCUGGUGUGUUUGGUGCCUACUUCAAUGUCACCAUCAAUCUGAAAGACAUAACAGAUGACAGCUUCAAGCAACAGGUUGAAGGGAAACUCUUCAAUUUCUUGGAGGAAGCCCAGAAAAGUACGGCAUUUGUGCUGGAGCUGCUGGAGAAACGUACAACAUGAAAGAUUGUUUCUGCAAGGAACUACUUAUCUAAGCAUGUUGAUUCUCUACUUGCGGUAUUGUUGGACUGUGUGCGACAGACAAGACACUUUUUGCUAUACCAAAAUAUAAUUACUUAGGAACAUAGGAAUAUAGGAAGCUGCCAUAAACUGAGUCAGAUCAUUGGUCCAUCUAGCUCAGUAUUGUCUACCCAGACUGGCAGCGGCUUCUCCAAGGCUGCAGGCAGGAAUCUCUCUCAGCCCUAUCUUGGAGAAGCUGCCAGGGAGGGAACUUGAAACCUAGACACUCUUCCCAGAGUGGAUCCAUCUCCUAAUGGUAUAUCUUACAAUGCUCACACAUGUAGUCUCCCAUUCUUAUGCAACAAAACCAGCUCUCUUCUUUCUGCAACACCUGCAGGAAUUUAUCUAAAAAUAUAAAGGUCACUGUACUUCAUUUCUAGUGCCACACAUUAGCCCAGUUCAGGCAGUAUGCUGGACAAGUGUACGGAUGUCUGUACACUCGUACAUGUGUUUGUGUGAAUGAUUGUUCCUUUGUUCAUUUUAAAAGUGAACCUGGAUACAGGCCCGUCAAAUGCAUGGUACCAAUAGGAAGUGGACAUCUGUAACUGCAUUCAACCUAGAAGAACCUAUAGAUCUGUACAUGUGUACAGUCGUACUAGCAUUGAACAUGUAUGGAUGGGCCUAAGGUAACAGUACAAUGCAAGUUUCUGUGACCCACAAACAGGAGCAACACUAGAACAAUUAGUAUGGGGGAGGAAAGGAGUAGCAAAGGAUGUUAUUGGGGGAGCAAGGAUUUAAAUGCUUUACAGAGGUAACAUUAAAUACUUAUAGAGGUAACAAAGUUGAUGUUAGUUUAUUUUCCAUAUUAAGGAAGUUUGCUUGAUAUUUUCAAUUGGAAAAUUGGUGAUAUUCCUCUUAGAAAAUACUGAGGUCAUUCACACAAUCAAAAACUGUAUUCUACCCAGGUUUGGGAGCUGUGUGUGCUCUCAAUUUUCAGUUGUGUGGAAGCAAGGUAGGAGGAAAAGUUUUCCUAUCAGACUUUGGAAUUGAGGAACUAAAGCCCACAGUGAUGUUUGAGGAUGAGCAAAGUUGAAUCUAGGUCUCCCAAAUGGAGAAGAUGAAGUCUCAAACUAAGCAUAUUCCCAUAAAGUACCACUAUGUUCAAGACUUGCAAGAGAAAGGGGCUGUCCAGUUGAAAUACUGCCCUACAGAAGAGAUGUUGGCAGAUGGAUUAACCAAGCCAUUGUCCAGAGACAGAUUCCAGAAGCUUUGUGAGAAGAUGGGAGUUGUGAACCGGUGCAAAAGGCGAUGAGAAGGGGUAUUGGAGAUGGAGUUUCAGUGCGACCUUUUUUACCAACUAUCCUAAUGACCACCAGAGAGAUUGGGAGUAGAGAUAGUGAGUAAGGGUCUCCCUAACUGUUCUACCGGUCUCUACUCUAUGACCCAUGAACUGACUCUUCCACACUUCCUGUGCUGCAUCACAAUCCUUCAUUUCCUCCUAGAGAGAAGAUGGAAACAUUUCCCUCCCUCCUUACCUAUUCAUUAUGUAGUCCUUUGGAUUAGGUUUAGGUCUUUCCUAUCCAAGUGUACUUAACCAAUAAAUACUUAGUAUUUAGCUAUACAAGAA
Messenger RNA from Hemicordylus capensis (graceful crag lizard), 3317 nucleotides. It is a transcript of the gene FTCD, whose product is annotated as formimidoyltransferase cyclodeaminase. NCBI's taxonomy places the organism in Eukaryota, Metazoa, Chordata, Lepidosauria, Squamata, Cordylidae. Gene Ontology annotation, molecular function: transferase activity; folic acid binding. The coding region runs from base 68 to 1693 and encodes 541 amino acids. The record is from RefSeq and is a predicted model, not a curated record. The transcript is spliced from 14 exons.